Molecule: messenger RNA, 8842 nt
Organism: Neopsephotus bourkii (Bourke's parrot)
Lineage: Eukaryota; Metazoa; Chordata; Aves; Psittaciformes; Psittacidae
Gene: KCNA6
Product: potassium voltage-gated channel subfamily A member 6
Exons: 4
Coding region: 97-1653 (518 amino acids)
Biological process (GO): protein homooligomerization; potassium ion transmembrane transport
Cellular component (GO): membrane; voltage-gated potassium channel complex
Molecular function (GO): delayed rectifier potassium channel activity; protein binding
Source: RefSeq, a predicted model, not a curated record
AGGGGUGGCGGCGGGCGAUGGCGGCCAGCGGCCAGGCCGCCCGCUGAAGACGAAGGGGGACGAGUCAGCGGCGCAGAGCGGGGCAGAGCGGGAGGGAUGCGGGCGGAGGAGCCGCUGGCGCUGGCGGCCCCGCGGGCGGGCGGCGGCGAGGCGGAGGCGCCGGGCGAGGAGCGGAGCGGCGGGAGCUGCUGCAGCAGCGAGCGGCUGGUGAUCAAUAUCUCGGGGCUGCGCUUCGAGACGCAGCUGCGGACCCUCUCCAUCUUCCCCGACACGCUGCUGGGCGACCCCAGCCGCCGGGUGCGCUACUUCGACCCGCUCCGCAACGAGUACUUUUUCGACCGCAACCGGCCCAGCUUCGACGCCAUCCUCUACUACUACCAGUCCGGAGGGCGGCUCCGCCGGCCGGUCCAUGUGCCCCUCGACAUCUUCCUGGAGGAGAUCCGCUUCUACCAACUGGGCCAGGAGGCCAUCGAGACUUUCCGGGAGGACGAGGGCUUCAUUCAAGAGGAGGAGAAGCCCCUGCCAGAGCAUCACUUCCAGCGCCAGGUCUGGCUGCUCUUCGAGUACCCCGAGAGCUCAGGGCCAGCCCGGGCCAUCGCCAUUGUCUCUGUGCUGGUCAUCCUCAUCUCUAUCGUUAUCUUCUGCCUGGAGACCCUGCCUGAGUUUCGGCAGGAGCCCAAGGGCCCCCAGCCCGGCUUUGGGGAAGCGGCGCCGCCGGGCGACGAGGCGCUGCUGCUGCUGCCACCGCCGGCGGCGCCGAGCGGGACUCCGCCGCCCCUGCGCCCUGCCGCAGGUGCCGGGCCCUUCUUCACCGACCCCUUCUUCCUCAUCGAGACCCUGUGCAUCAUCUGGUUCUCCUUUGAGCUCCUCGUCCGCUUCUUCGCCUGCCCCAGCAAGCCCGAGUUCUCCCGCAAUAUCAUGAACAUCAUCGACAUCGUAGCCAUCAUCCCCUACUUCAUCACCCUGGGCACCGAGCUGGCCCAGCAGCAACAACAGAAGCAGCAGCCUGGGAGCAGCAGUAACAAUGGGGGACAGCAGCAAGCCAUGUCCCUGGCCAUCCUCAGAGUCAUCCGCUUGGUCAGAGUGUUUAGGAUCUUCAAGCUCUCCAGGCACUCCAAGGGGCUGCAGAUUUUGGGGAAGACCCUCCAGGCCAGCAUGAGGGAGCUGGGCCUCCUCAUAUUUUUCCUAUUCAUCGGGGUGAUCCUCUUCUCCAGUGCUGUCUACUUUGCAGAGACUGAUGACCCUGACUCCCUGUUCACCAGCAUCCCUGAUGCUUUUUGGUGGGCCGUGGUGUCCAUGACCACCGUGGGCUAUGGUGACAUGUAUCCCAUGACAAUUGGCGGCAAGAUUGUGGGCUCCCUGUGUGCCAUCGCAGGUGUGCUCACCAUUGCCCUCCCUGUCCCUGUCAUUGUGUCCAACUUCAACUACUUCUACCACCGAGAGACUGAUCAUGAAGAGCAGUGCCAGUACACCCAUGUCACCUGUGGCCAGCAGCAGUCACCCUUCUCUGAGCCCAAGAAGGGGGACAGUAAUCAAUCUCUCAGCAAAUCUGAAUUCCUGGAAGCAGAAGACCUGGAGUCCAUGAAAUAUUCCAACUUCAUUCCUCCCAACAACCAGGGUUAUAAAGAGAAGAAAAUGCUGACAGAGGUGUGAUCAGUUUUGUUAGCCUGAGUCCAGACAUGGAGCUGCAAGCUGCUGCACAGCCGUCUUCCUACUAGCAGCUGGAUCUAUUCAGCAUUUACAUGCCAGACUGUGAACUGUGAUACUGUAAACAGAAUGAUUGUGAUAAUGGGCUCUUCUGUCCUGAUUUGCUGUUUCUCAUUACCGUGCACAGCCAGAAAUGUUCUUGCUUUAUUCUGUGGAGUGCUGUCAUCCCUCACUCCCUUGUGAAUUUCUUUCUCUGUUUUUGAAGACUGCUUUAAUUCAACAUUUGCAGUGAAACUUUGCCUGUCUACUCCGCUAGCAGAGAAGCCCUUGACACUACUUCAGCUGAAGGAUUUAGAAGGGAGUAAACAGUUAAAGGGGCUACAAACGUCUGCCUCAAGCUGUGCCCAUGGUUCCUGUGCCAGUGCAGUGCCCUUGGCUGUGGGAUAAGUCACGCCUGCCAUGCCAUUGCCUUUGAAUAAUGGAAACACUGUAGCCAGCAUCACAGUGAGUUCUGCAGCUGUAAGAGAAAGUCAGCAAGUAGAUGCCUGCCUUGUUUGCAACACUUGGCAUGCUGAAGAUCCUCUUGGUUUGUGUUUCAUAAAAGAUGCAUAGAACUAAAAGCUCUUUGCUACUUGUGACCAUGUACGAUUUAUCAAAAACAGGCUUAUAGCAAUCAACAGGCUUGGUGAAGAUUCUCUGUGUUUUUCAGCUUAUUUCAGCCUUAUUUUUCCCAGUGCCCUGAUGUUAAUUGGCUUUUAUUGUACCAACUUAAUCUUCAUAGUGGUAAGUGCCUUCUGAAGCAAGGCACAUUUGAGUAAGUUCAUUUGUUAUCUCCACACAAUAUUGUUUAAUGAAAUGUGCUUUGUGCUUCAGAUACUCAGUUCUGUAGUCAGGCAUGUGAGAGCAAUUGACUUCACUGUGUUUUUAUUGAAGCAUUUGUAUAGGUUAGGGAAGUUUGCCUGUUGGUAUUUUGUUGACAUGGCUAAAAGACCUGGACCACAGACAGCUGCACCUCUGCUGUCUGAAGCCUGCACUGAUUUAGAGGGUCACAAGCAUGAAAUGCCCCAGGGUAAAGUGUCUCAGCAUUUGAGACUGAAAUUGGCACAAACUUCCCUAAGCCAUCUGCACAAAACCAACAACAUACCCCAGACCUUUCAAAUGAGGGGAGAAACAGCUAGCCUUGGAGGUAUGCUUUUGAUGCAUUACUCAUCUAGCCAGUUCUUGGUAUUUCAUUGACAGAAGGCACAGGAAUGUCUUUUGCAUGAGCUAGGCUUUAUGAGAGCCAUCUAUGCUAGCAAUGCAAAAUGCAUAACUUGCCCUGCAGUGCUGGGUUUUCCAAGGGACCAAGGGGUUGCAUCUUACAGUGCACAUUUUGCUUCCCAGAGCAUUUUAGGUUUUUUUAAUCAGCUCUGCCUUACCCCAAACCUUAAAGUGUUUCAAAAGCUGCCAGUGGGUGAGAAGGAGAAAUGGAUGUUUUCAGGUUCUAUUGGCAAAUUUUCCUGCAAGGGAAAGUCUUUGUUUUAAAUCUAAGUGUAUAUUCUGCAUUCACAUGUGUGCAUGUGUAUGAAAGCAAAGGCAGCCAUUAAUGCCUUGCAUCAUACUGUGUGAUAUGCUUAUUAGAAUGUACUACAUAUUGCAUGUGACUCAUGUAAUACAUAAACCAGGCAUACUAUCAAGAUGCAAAAUAUAUAGAAUACACUUUGUGUAUAUAUUAUGCUUUUCAAUCAUAAGACUAAGAAUGCUAAAGGCAUAUACUGUAAUAUAGUCAGAAUAGGCUAUAGAACUGGUUGUAAGAUUCAGUCUGUUUUCAUCUUUGUUACCCUGCUUGGUUUUUGUUGUCUUGAGAUCUGGCUCCAUGCCUAGAGUGCUUUUAUUGUGGCUUCUCUUCAUCUGGGCCCUGAUCAUACAGUAGAAGUUGUUUGUGUAAAUCCUAACUGCUGUAUUUCUCCAGAGUCCUGUUGUCUUCUCAAAGGUUUUUAGUGUUCAGGGAUCUCCCCUGGGGUCAACGCACAACCUUUAUGUUAAAAUAUCUGUUCUCUCUCUCUGAAAUCAGUAGCAAAAUGUCACUUGUCUCAGUUACUGCAGGUCAGUCUGGGAGACAUAUGUGAUGUGAUGAGGGCUCUGUAGCUUGAGAGGAGUUUGCCUGAAUACGUAGGUGCCUAAUUCCUCUUUGUCUCCUUGGGACUGAGGCAAAUUCCUAAAGGUCUGGGCUUUGGGAGCCAUUCUGCACCCCUUGAAGCAUGUAACCAGCUGGUGGUUAAGUAAUCCUGGUGAGUAAGUGGGACCGAGGAAGGAUCAGCACAGUGGUAUGUCUAUUGAUUUUAUGUAAAAGUUGUCUUGGUCGCUGAGUUAAUUUAGUAAAAGGCUGUUGUUCUUAGCUGUAUUUCAGGAUCACUAUAAUGAAAUCUUUUCUGUGAGUGCAGGAGAAUGACUUCAUUUCGGGUUUUGUGUUGCUCAAGCAGAUGUUCUAGAAACUAGCAAAAUAACCUGCUAUUUAAGAGGGAUGUUUCAAGGCUCCUGCUGUCUCCUAGCAGAAUGCCCAUGUUUGGGGUUAUUUUAUUCCUGAGUGUAUCAGCUGAUAAAAGUUUCCCCAAAGUAAGAUAUAAAAAACUCAGGUUAAGCACAAGAUCAGGAGGAGCCUACGUCAGAAAAUUCCUGUGCUCAUUUCUUCCCUUGGGCCUGACCCUGUUGCCCCUGCCAGGCAGGAGCCCUCCCUGUUCAUAACAGGUUGUGCUUCCAGCCAGCAUGGCAGACAACUGGGCAGGGAGGCUCUGGCAAAAGAAAAGAUUAUAGAUGCAUUACUGGUAGCAUUAACCCAGCAUGUCUAAGAAAAAUGCUCUUGGAAAGAAAUUUCUUGCUCUCAGGUGAAAUUCAGCAGUGAGUUUGUAGCUGGACUGUUGUGGUUUCUGAAAAUCUCCAUACAAAUGCAUGCAUGCCUACAGAUGCACACCCAAAGCACCGGUCCAAAGGAAGUCUGUUGCAACCAGGCAGCUUUGUGUACUUUUUUGCCAUCCACAUUUUUCAGUUCUGAAAAGAAAGUGUAAAUGAAAAUGUGAAAACAGGAAUGGUGUUUGCUCCCUGGGUUUUCUGUGUUAGAGCCAAGAGAAAUACAAAAAGCCAACAGAAGCUUGGAAGUUAACCCUGAGACUUCCAUUUGGCCAUGCAAAUCCUUCUCUAAACACCUUCUGAAAAUCAAGGCAGUGAAAUCCCAGAGUCGUCAAUAACACUCUGUGCUAUAGAAGUUCUGGAAUUCAACAUUUUUUAUUAAGGAGCCUUUGGAUUUUGUUUUCAAGUGAUUGAUGGGACUUAGUGGCACCUCUGCCACUGGCUUCACAGAGGACUCAUGCCGUCAAAUCACAGUGUCGCUUUCAAAAAUCUUACCUCAAGUUUUCAGCCCUUAGCACUCAUUCCUGGAUGUCCAGAAUCCAAAUCUGUCUGUCUAGCUGUUUCCUUCUGAAGGCAGAGCACAUACUCAUGAAGCAAAGUAGGCACCUCCAGGGACUUGUUUCCAUAACAACCUCCCAGACUGUUUCUCUUUACCCUGUGACUGUGGCUACAAGCAAAAGCACUCAUUGCAUAUUUUCAGUUUUUAGAUACUAGCACCUUGUCUUUCCAGCUGUUUCUUUGCUUACUGAAAAUGAUCCCACCACCUUAUAUCAUGUACAACUGUCCUGUCCAACUUCAGACAGACAGUUUCCAGCAUGUGAAAGCAAAGAGUGCAAACCAGGAGAUGGGAGGGGAUUAUAUUUGUAUAUCCUUGCACACAGAGAGGUGGGGAGUGUGUGAAGGACAGUCUGAGCACUCGCAGUCAAGGAGCUGAGGGGCAACUGGCCUGUGAAUGUAGAGUCAACUGGGUGCCUGGUGGCAAGGAAUACAAGCUAAAGCAUCAGUUUAAAAACCCCAGAUACUUCCUUUUCAGCAAUCUCCUUCGGAAAUAGUUUUGCUGUGGAAGAGACUGUUGCUUGUUCCUGAACCCUAGGCUGUUCUGCAACAGUCAGUUCCCCUGAUGAUUUUCCUAUGGGGUGUUUUACACCAAAGCAAGAUGUGGCAGAAAGCAUCUCAUUGGAGGUGGGAAAGGAAGGAAAGGGAAGAAUUUUACUGAGAACACUGUUUUUUUUGUCUGUAACUCGUCGACCACAUCAAAGACAGUAAGUGUGAAAGGCAUGAAGAGCUGUUAUGUGAUAUUUCAAAGCCUGUAUUACUGGUGUAUUGCUGCACUUACCUCCAAGAUGAAAUUCCUAUUUUGCUCUUGCUUGGAAAAAGUCAUAGUUCAGGACUCCUGGUUUGGCCCUGUUCCUUCUGAUCCAGCUUUCAUGGGUAAAAAUUCACUGCUACAGCGGCUAUGGGAGUGAAGGUGAUCGGACUUGGUGUUCUGUCCUAGGCCCCUCGUUCGGUGUACAGAGGUCCUAUGGAGAUGAAGAAGAAUGAGUACAAAGGAAAUUCAGGGCAGCAAAAGACAGGGUAAGGACUGAAGUGUCUUCCAUAGUGUGAUGGAAAGAACAGCACCAAUCCUAAAAGCAAAGGAACAAACAGAUCCAGCAUCUGCUGCUUUAGCAGAAGUAAGUCCUGUCUAUAUCAGGGAAAGAUCUGCAGAUUACAGCAGGAGUUAACCACAGCUUUCCCAAAAGCUCUCCUGUGACUUGAGUCCAACUUGAUGGCAUCCAUUUUCAGAAAGCAGAUGCUGCCCUCUUUUACACUGGUGCAAUUCUGGAAUAACUGCACUGACGUCAGUGAAGUGACUCCAAAUUUAUCCCUGGUGAAAGCAGAAUUGGACCACAAUCUUCUUGUUUGCUUAUCCACACUGGUGUUUUCAGGAAGGUGCACCAUUACCGUACCGUAAGGGGAAGGCUGGAUUCUGGAUGCUGCAAGGCUGUCAGGAUGCUGCAAGAGACAUUGCUGCAUCUUCUUAAUGCAGAGUUGGAGAAGUUUCUCUGUGUGCAGGGGAUACAACAUUUAUGGACAGGAAAGUGGUUUCCUUGAUUUGCAGUUUUCUUGUUUCUGGUCUUUGUUAAAGGGGUUAACACUCUUAGUUCCGGGAAACUGAAACUAGAUGUGAAUAGGGAUGGAGGGAGGAGGCGGGGAGAAUCCCAUAUAAGAUUCAAAUUUGUCUGAUUUCUGGGAAAACUAAAUAAAGCUGGAUUCAAUUGCCAGUAGCUAAAUAACAGCAAUUUAUGAGCUGUUCAUCAAAAGCCCCAGUCAAGCACUGAGUACUGUGGGAAGCUGGAAAUUGACACUGGGCACCUCCAAAAGACUCCACUGUUGAAACUUUCUUCAAACGCUUUUUCAAGUGAAGCAUUUAGUCCUGGCAAAUGCAUAAGGUCAGCCCUUAUAAGAGCAAAUAGCUUUCUCUAGAGGAUCUAACAAGUGGCCAAAGUCUGCCCAUUUGUCUGCCUGUCUUUUGGCCUUGGAUUACUGUGCUAUUUAAAACUGUGUUUUCAUAACUCAAAUAAAUGGUAGAUGUUUCACAUAGCUCUACAAGUAGUAAUCAUCAUGUUCGUGCCUAAUAUCUGAUAUCUAAGGGAGGGGCCCAAACUAGAGGUAUUUCUCAUUUACCUAGGAAGUGUCUUGCUUUAGCGUAUGUACAGUCAGUUCUUGUGGUGAACAUGUGAGUCCAUUGCUCCUCCAAAGGAGGCAGUGAUUUAGUUUCAGUGGCUGUAGCGUUUCACUGAAGUAGCGCUGUUUGUAGUCUUUCAUGUGAUUUAGGAGGCACAAUAGCCAGACAGUUCUAAAAACGCAAUAUAAUUGUUUGCAGAUUUCUAAGAAAAUGCUCCGCAGUCUUCUCCUAUGGCACCAUUGUGACAAAGAACUGUUGCUUUUCAAGCUCCACAAGUCCAUGCUAUGUAGUGCUGAAACUGAUAGAAACCCAAUAAGAACCGAAAAGUGAAGGGCAGAGUGGGAUACUCUGGCCUGGAAUCCCCUCUUUGGCAGCAGGAAAGGUCAGUUAUGCAGCCAAAUGCCUAUAACCAAAGAUGGAUCCACCCUGUGUGUGUUGCCAGCUCUGCAUAGGAGAGUGGGAGGAUGGCUAGAAAGAAUGGAUUCUGGGAAGGGAGAGACUGAGAGGAAGUGUGGAGUAAAAGGUACCCUGAGCAUGACAACUGGGAUUUUCGGAAGGUACUCUGAGGAAUGCUCAACAUCCAACUUCCCUAGGACUCUCUAUUAAUACAUAAAAAUGACUUUUAGCAUGUUUGCCAGUCCUCACAGUCAGUGUGUGAGGGAGAAAGGAUGGAAGGCAGCUCGCUCUAAUUUGGCAGCUUUUGGCACCUGGAACGGUUUAGGCUGUAAUAUCUCCUUGUGGCUGCUAGCUGUGGGUCCGAUCCUCUGAGGAGCUGUGACUUCCUGACUACCAGUGACUCAAAACAGGCUUAAAGAAACCCUGAGGUGCCAGAUCCAAAGAUGCUUUUGGAGCAGGUCUGCUCAGUAGUCCUGAGUGUGGAUGUGAGCACACAGUUCUUUGGAGGCAACAUUCACUCCACAUUGAUACUGUUUGGGACUCUUCAGAGUUAACCUAAGUGUAGGGUGCAUUUAAUAAAGUGUGGAUAUACUGCAGAAGUCUGUGGAUACCCUUCAGAUACACGGCAAACAGGUCAGAGACUUUAGACCAUACUGUGUGCCAGCACAGUACGUUCAGCAGGGAUGUUAGUUACAGGAUAGCUUUGCUUUUGCUGUGAAACCUUGCUCCGAUGCAUUAUCUCAAAGAAGACAGUUGGGAUUUGCAGACCAGAUCAUGUGGUGAGAUAAAGAGUUGCAGAUCCAUUAUUGAAGCUAGUCUGAUUUAUACAGGUGUGGUCCAACAUUUCUGAGAAAUUGUGGAUGGUAGGGGGUUCUGUUUGUUUGUUGUACUGAAAACCUGAAGCCGUGCAAAUAAAGUAUGUGAGGUAAAAAGGUGGAGCAUGUGCUUUAGGCUGUUUGUUGGAUUCAGACUUUGAGAAAACAAGUUCUUCGUAGACAAUCCCACACACAGUAUUAGAAGAGGUUAUUGGGCUUGGAAGUUGACCAAGGAGACAGGACUCAACUGAGCUUUGAACAGCAAUCAUUUUCUGUAUUGGUGAUGACAUAAUAUGUGCUUGACUCAAACCCAAUGUUGCACAGUCCAGAACCUGAUGAAAACAUGUAACUAGAUAUUUGUGAUUGUUCCUACCGGUGUGAUCCACUGUUAAAUAGGCUAGAUAUAUGAAUAAAAUCAGUAUUUUUUAAA